Molecule: messenger RNA, 1965 nt
Organism: Colletotrichum phormii
Lineage: Eukaryota; Fungi; Ascomycota; Sordariomycetes; Glomerellales; Glomerellaceae
Product: maintenance of telomere capping protein 1
Exons: 2
Coding region: 305-1852 (515 amino acids)
Source: RefSeq, a predicted model, not a curated record
UGAAGGUUCAACUGCGUCUUCUUAUCAACCACCCAUCUUCAUUUCAACAGUGAGCUGGAGUCCCUCUGUUACACUCCCCAAUACCGCAUUGAUCGCUUCGGCCUGGCCCGUCGGACUUAGUACCCCACGCUAUCUUGCUCCUUUGAGCUCUUGUUUCACGGUGUCCUGAUACCUAGCGUUGCCUGACUAAGCUUGCCGGGCAUCCCUUUUGGAGCUACCUAAACGCCCUCGAAGUGCUGCACCUUUUGGCUAGUGACGUCUGCCCCGCAACAUCACCAACACCACAAGACCUCCAUCGCCCAACAUGGCUUCCAAGAAAACAAAGUCCGCCGCUGCCGGCGACGACAUUGACGACCUCUUUGAUGGCAUUGGUGACAAUGUUGCUCCCCCCAAGAAGUCGCUCGAGAAGAAGCCCAAGCCUACCACCGCCGCCUCCAAGGCAAUGGCUGAUAACGACAUCCUGGCCGAGCUCGAGAAGGACCUCGAGCAACCCUCCCGUCCGCAUACGCCGCGUCUUAAGGAGACGGCAGCGAAGGGCAUUCCCAAACGCUCUGCGACCCCUACCACCGACGACAAGUCGACUGCCCCCCGCAAGUCUACCGACAGCGCACGAUCUCUCCGCGCGAGCUUCACCCCGAGUGCCACGAGCUCUGACCUGCAAGAACCCGAGAAGAGGCCUGCCGAACAGCUUGCCGCCGCACCUUCAUCGGCUGCUAGUACCGAAGCCGCGCCAGCUGCGGGAGGUGGCUGGUGGGGCGGCAUCUUUAACACGGCCACUGCUGCCAUGAAGCAGGCCGAAGCUGCUGUCAAGGAGAUUCAGAAGAACGAGGAAGCCAAGAAAUGGGCCGAACAAGUUCGAGGAAAUGUUGGUGGCCUCAGAGCUCUUGGUGACAACCUUCGCCAGCAAGCCCUUCCGACAUUCACAAACAUCCUCCAUACUAUUGCUCCUCCCAUCAGCUCUCACGAGAGACUCCUCAUCCACAUUGCCCACGAUAUGGUCGGAUACCCUUCCCUCGAUCCCUUGAUCUACGGCACCUUCUCCCGCGUCAUGUCCCAGGUGGAGGGCGGUGAGUUGAUGGUCAUUCAGAGAGGCCAGGAAACUCACAGCCGCAGAUACUCCAACGACGGUGGCGCUGGCUGGAGAGACGGCCCUUGGUGGAGACAAUCUGACUCCCCGCGUGACCUGGGUCUGAUCAAGGGUCUGACCGAGGGCACGAAGCUCUGCCGUGCCGGAGCUGAAGGGUACGCCAGCGAGUACUUUGCAGCCAACGGUGGUGUCGAGCAGGCUCGGCUACGUGCAACUGAGCCGGUGAGCGAAGACAACCCGGUUCGCAGCUCCGACCUGUUUCUUGCCAUCCAGGCUGUGGGUACCACGGCCGACGCGGGUCUCUUUGCCCGUACGUCUGCUGUUGAGAAGGAGAAGGAGGCUUCGGCCGUGACCGAGCAGGAUGAGGCUGACGAGAUGGUUUGCUUCGCCGUCUUCUGCCUCGACCCUGUCCACGAGAUCGAGUACUCGGCCAUCAGCCAGUCCAUCCCGGCCAAGUGGAUCCGCUGGUUGGACGCCUCCAACCCGCUGACUCCUGCCAGCGGCGAGGAUGGCCAGGAGGAUUUCCUGGGUCAAUCUAUUCCGGACGAGAUCCGUGAGAUUGUCGAGGGCGGUGGUGUCGAUCCCCGCGAGUGGGUCGCCGAGUGGAUCGAGGAGUUGCUGAGCCUGGCUGUGGGUGUUGUGGCACAGAGAUAUGUUGCCAGGAGAAUGGGUGUCGGUGAAGGAGGCAUCGGCAAGGGCAAGAGGCGUAUGGACGAGCUCGUUCAGGGUGGUGGUGGCGAGGCUGCUCGGGCUGGUCUCAUCUAAGCCCGUACCGGAUAGCGGUGACUGUAUGAUUUUAUCUAGGUGUUCGGGUAUACCGCUUUCUUUAUCAAUAUCAUUGAAUAUCCAUUAUCAUUAUACAAAUGGCAUCAUCAGUG